This is a messenger RNA of Penicillium longicatenatum, 2580 nucleotides long. RefSeq lists its product as uncharacterized. Gene Ontology annotation, biological process: nuclear inner membrane organization. The record is from RefSeq and is a predicted model, not a curated record. The transcript has 3 exons. Lineage: Eukaryota; Fungi; Ascomycota; Eurotiomycetes; Eurotiales; Aspergillaceae. Bases 1 to 2580 code for a protein of 859 amino acids. Gene Ontology annotation, cellular component: microtubule organizing center attachment site; chromosome, centromeric core domain; mitotic spindle pole body.
AUGACGAUGUUUUCAAAGCGCUUGACCUGCUUUUAUUGCGGGGCUCGUCCCGCCAAAUCCAUUCUCGACUCGAACAACAAGUUUCAUUGUGACCACUGCGAUGCCGACAACUUCCUUGACCAGAAUGGCGAAAUCACCGAUCCCCCUAAUGAGAUUACCAAUCCUGUCCAGAACGUCGGCGCAUCGAACGAGCGCAUUGAGCAAUUCCCCGAGUCCGAAUUAUUUUGCUCCCAAUGUCUUCGCAACCAGCAUUUGCUUACCAGCUCCCUUGCCGCCUUUGUUCCCGAGGACGAUGAGAGAAUCGAUCGCCAAUUUGACUCGAGCUACGCAAGCUACCGCCAAGAACUCGAAACACUGUAUCCUCAAGUCUGUGAAAGCUGUGAGCCUCGCGUGAAGCAACGAAUCCGAGAGGCCGGGUAUGAGGCGAAAGCAGAUAACCUCAGACGUAUGAUGGAUCAAACUCGUGCUUCCAAGGCGGUGCAGCGCGCCCGACAGCACAGCUGGCAGAGCUUUCUUGUCUAUCUUGGCGCCCUUGGAUUCUGGAUUAGCAUCCUUGGUCAACUUGCUUGGGACACUAUUGGUGUCUUGACUCUUUAUCCUGUCCAGAACGAUGCCGAUAUGUCCAUCGAUACUCCCAUGUCUUUGUUGCUUCGUGUAAGGCAAAUGAUUGCGCUACGAGGUAUUCCCCAUGAAUACUCUUUCGACUUAGCUUCUAUCGCAGGCAAAGCCCUUGUUGCGGGCUGCCUUUCGCUUUGGUGGAACCCGAAACUACGCAUGAAGGUCUAUGGAAGACCUGGCAGAUUCUCUGGCCUUGGAGAAUACUACCAGCUACAGCUAUUCUCAUUAGUGUUGCGAUGCGUGUUCUGGUCCCUGUUCAAAGACCCAUCUGCAAGCGGAAUUGAUCCUAAGGGGUCUUUCGUCGGUCAUACUGUUAUGGCCGGCAUUACAAUUCUCUGUAUCUUGGCUUCCCGUCAUGUUGUCAAGUACGAUCGUCGAACUCUAGUGGACUGGUCGGACCAUUCCUGGGAAAAUGUACCAAUGCGUAGCCCUACUUCUUCCCCAUCUGCUAGGCAUCGAACAUCGAAUCCUGAUAUGACGCCAAAAGCAACCAAUGGUGGAACUCGUGAGCCGUUUCCGAUUGCUCUGUUGUCUCCCCAGUCUGCCGUGACCAGGACCUCUGCCUUUCCUACUCCCCCUCCUGAAUCUGAUGACAUGGACUGGACUCCUUCCCGCACACAUGAAAUCCGGCCAACGGUCAGUAUUCAUCAGCGGGAUAAGCCAUCGGUUUUUGAAGGCCCAAAUCCAUUCUAUGGCAGCAUUCCUGCCGUACCAAAGCCUCCUGCAUGGCAACUUCGCACACAGCCCUCGAACAAGCCCAUUGAACAAGUCGUGGAGCGAAAUCCAUUUCACCGCAGCCCAACCAACUCGCCUACCUCAUGGCAACACAAAUCAGCCAGUCCCGCGCCGGUGUUCAAACCUCCGACAUUCUUUCCAAGCAGUGAUCAUAAUUCUUUUACCGGCUUGGAGACUCUCUUUGACAGGACUUUCAGCAUUGACCCCAAUAAUACGCCUCGAAGAAGUGAGCAACAGCAGUCACGUCACUGCCACCCCCGCACCUCCCGUUCUUCCCGCAUUCAACGCCGCGCUCUGUUACCAUUAUUCAGAUUCCUCCUCCUGCUGCUCUCUAUCGGCGCAUGGGCCUUCUCCCAGAAUCGUAUGCUCCCGAUACAUGGGAACUACAUUGAAACGUUUGCCCUGGGUAGUGCAAGCCUCAUAGCAGGGCUUACCUUUCUUGAGGCUGUUAAGAAACCCAUAUCCGAGUGGAGGGGCUUAGAACUGCUUGUCAACAUCACCGAACUCAUUGUGGCUGUUCACCUUGGGGCACAUUUGCCAAAACAGUUUACCGACCGAGAGUACUUUGAUCGAUAUGGCAAAUUACUUCUCAUUUUCAUGGCUGUGCAAGAGGUUAUGGCAUUACUAGCAAUAUUUCGCACCCCGACAAUUCCUGUCAAACCAGCAGCAGGAGCGCAAUCGGGGCCUACUUCUCCGGUUGGAUCACCGCAGUAUGAAAGACCUCAACUCGAGGCUACUGUCUACUCCCCGACAAGUUCUGCAACCACUCUUUCCCCCACUUACAACUCUUUCAAAUAUGCCCCUUCGUCAUUUGAAACUUCUACCGGGUCGUCAAACUUAUCGUCUGCACUGCCUUCAUCAUUUUCAUCUCAGAGCCUCCACUCCUACCACCCACACCAUCCACAACACCGCAACCCCCACAGCUUCACUAUGCAAUCUCUCAAGGAAAGUGAACCUUCAGAUUACGAGCAGGACUCGGACAGUGAAACCGUUGCUACCAAUACGACGGGUUGGACGAAUACUACCAACCGGAACAUCCGGUAUGGACAUCGGCCUUCCACAGCCCAAAGUAAUGACAACUUCUUUUCUCCCCGGCGAAAUCAACUCACUCCUGGUCUCGGUGGGUUGAGCCUCGAAGACCGACCAAAUUCUCGGCGGAUGACCCGGAGUCAGACCCAGCAGGGUCUGAACGGACGGGGACUCUCUUCUCGCGCUACUCGAUGGUAG